GCAUGAGCCGGGAAGUAGAAACCGGCGCUGGUUAGGGAAUAGGCUCUUAAGCACCGGCAAGAUCCCGCUUUGAGGAUUUAUGAGCUGGGUGUGGGGAGCGCAUGUGAGGAGGAGGAGGCGGUGGUGGAGGCGGAGGCCGUUGGGACAGCAUGGAAUAACAAGAGAGACCUUGCAAUGAUGGAAGUUAGAAAAUGGCUUGGUUGGUUACCAAAUGGGGGUGAUAGGUGUGCAGCUGGUGGUUACCAUGGUGAUGACUAGCAUUAUACAGAAGAUCAUACCUCACUACUCUCUUGCCCGUUGGCUUCUUUGCAGUGGAAGUUUGCGGUGGUACCUGCAUCCCACAGAAGAAGAAUUACGUAUUCUUGCAGGAAAACAACAAAAGGGAAAAAGCAAGAAAGAUAGGAAGUACAAUGGUCACAUUGAAAACAAGCCAUUAACCAUUCCUAAAGACAUUAAUCUUCAUCUGGAAACAAAAUCUAUCACUGAAAUAGACGCAUUGGCCUUGCAUUAUUUUCCUGAGUACCAGUGGUUGGUGGACUUCACAGUGGCAGCUACAGUGGUGUAUUUGAUAACUGAAGCUUACUAUACUUGGAUGAAGCCUUCACAAGAAAUGAAUAUCAGCAUAGUCUGGUGUUUUCUUGUUUUAGCUUUUGCAAUCAAAAUAUUGUUCUCAUUAACUACACACUACUUUAAAGUUGAAGAGGGAGGAGAAAGAUCAGUCUGUGUAACAUUUGGCUUCUUUUUCUUUGUCAAAGCUAUGGUAAUUCUGAUUGUAACGGAAAACUAUUUGGAGUUUGGACUUGAAUCAGGUUUCUCCAAUUUUUCAGAAAGUGCAGUGCAAUUUUUUGAAAAACAAGGGUUGGAAUCCCAGGGUCCUGUUUCUAAGCUAACCUUCAAAUUUUUCCUGGCUAUCCUCUGUUCACUUAUUGGAGCUUUUUUGACGUUCCCUGGUUUGAGGCUAGCUCAGAUGCAUCUUGAUGCUUUGAGUUUAACAACCAAAAAAAUCACCCAAACUCUGCUUCAUAUAAACUUCCUGGCACCUCUGCUUAUGGUGUUGUUAUGGGUAAAGCCAAUUACCAAGGAUUAUAUUACGAACCCACCAUUAGGAAAAGAAAAUGUGCCUUUAAUGUCAGAAGCUACAUUUGAUACUCUAAGAUUGUGGAUUAUAAUUCUCCUAUGUGCUUUGAGGUUAGCCAUGAUGCGCAGCCAUCUCCAAGCCUAUCUGAAUUUAGCACAGAAAUGUGUGGAUCAAAUGAAAAAAGAAGUUGGAAGAAUAAGUACUGUUGAAUUGCAGAAAAUGGUGGCCAGAGUGUUUUAUUAUCUUUGUAUAAUUGCUCUUCAAUAUGUGGCACCUCUGGUUAUGUUGCUGCACAUGACUCUUCUGUUAAAAACUUUAGGUAACUAUUCAUGGGGCAUUUAUCCAGAAUUAACCUCAGAUUUACCCCCAGAGGACAGUACACAGAGCAGUUCAGUAAGCUCUGAAUCAUCAUCUGAUGAUAGAAAGAUGAAGGUAACCGUAAUACAGCUUACAAUGGCUCUGGAUAGCCUGAAGAACAUUUUCACUCCACUGUUGUUCAGAGGACUCCUUUCAUUUCUCACUUGGUGGAUUGCUGCUUGUCUUUUUUCCACAAGCCUUUUUGGGCUGUUCUACCAUCAAUACUUGACAGUAGCAUGAUUUUAGAAAGCAACCAUUCAAAGAAGCCUGUGUUCCCCAACAGAGCAGGAGAAUAUGGGAAGAAAUAACAUAAUAAAGUUUCAUUCCUUUAAUACCUCUUUAUGAUCACAAGCAAUGUAGUGUAUAAUAUCAAAAAAACCAUGACUUCAUAAUACCGUUACUUUGAAAUUUGUUUAAGUAUCUUUUGUUUUCAUGAGUUCCAUCCUGCCCUGGGAGCAUGAUGUAUUCAGUCAUUGAUUGACUGGUCUUAAUGGUGUUAAGAUAAAAAGAUAAUAUUAAUGGUGACUGCUUAAAGGUCAUAUAAGGAGUCAGAAACUUGGAUGACUUUUCUUUUGAAAAGCAAACUAAUUCCACAGGACAAAAGAAAUACUGUAUAUUACAGUAAAGGAAACAUUCUGAAUAGAGUUUUUGUAAGUGCAUGGAAUACAGAAGAAUUAUUCUGCAGGAAGUGUUUUCAUAUUAGUACUGCAUCACUUGUGUGAAAGUUCAGGAAAGUAAGUUUCUCAGAUGUUACAGCAUGUGCCUCUGAGCACCCAUUUAUUUAAAAUGAAUGUUUAGUGUAUAUAAUCUGCAAGUAGUAAGCUCAUGAAUUGUUUGAAUGCUUACUACACGUACUUUACUUCUGCACAUUCACAUAUUAAAUUAUGUGAAGUGGUAUAAUAUGCUCAUGCAUCUCAUUAUACCACAUAAUGUAAUGUGUCAAGAAGUUUUAAAAGUUCAUGUUAUAAGAGUAAUAUAACUACAUUGUUUUGGUCUCAUCGAUCAUUUUAAAAAUAAUAAAUGGCCAUAUGAAUCAUUGAAUGUUUAGUAUUGGUGCUAAUAAUUAACUAGAAAUGUAUUUAGCUUUUAUGGUUCCAUAAUUUAACAAAUACCAUUAUUAUAGCACUGGUCGAUGAUGUUUGACACUAAUCAAUACUAAACUAAUUUUAACAAGUAUAAUUCAAUAAACACUAUUUGAAAACAUCAGCAGUGAAAUGUAUACUGCUGGAUGAGCAAAUUUUAUUAAUUAUAACAAAAUUAUAAUGGUAAGGACUAUCCCAGCACAAAUAGUUUUAAGCUUUGUAAUAAUAAUUGAUUAAACCUGUAUGCUACCUGACUCUGGUGGCUGACAACAAUAAAAGAAAUUGCAAUAAAAUAAAUAAAAAAUAAAGAUAAAAGAUGGCAAACAUGAUAAAGUGAAAGCUCUCCCUUACCAAAGGUCUGGGUAGAAGACCUAGAUCUUCACAGUUCCAAACAACAACAUAGAAUGGGGCUAUAUAGGUCUGUGGGGUGGACUAUUCUAGAGAGUUGACCUGACUACAUAGGAAUAUACUUCAGGGAUUCUGAAAUAUGAAAUUAUUUAAUUAAAGGAACUUCAUCAAAUUUCCUGGGCAGUUGUUAUGAGAGACAGGUGAUCCCUUAAGUAAUCAGGUCCUAUGCUAAAGGUGACAGCCAGCAUCUUGAAUUGCACUCAAAACCAAACCAAUAAUGGCUGCAGCUCAUGAAGCAGAUGUGUUCCAUGGGCAUACCAAUGCAUGUCAGUUGCUAGUUAUGACACUGUUAAUACUUACAUCUACAUACUCCCAUAUUUUUGAAGCUCUACAUAGAGCCACUGGGUGAAGUCAUCAAUUAGUUUAGGGCUUUAUAUCAUCAAUGUCACACAAUCAUUUCUUUUGAUCAGGUAGCCAAUGAACCACAAUAUUUUAUGAAGUAAAAAGUUAUAAUUUCAUUUAUAUAAGUUUUCUUUACAGUAAAUUCCUUUUGUGGGAUAACUAUCCUUCCAUCUGACUAUUAUAAUCAUAAUAUAAAUGCAUAGAUUAGCCAUCUUUAAAAAAACAUUUAAGACCAUAUUCUCUCAGCAGAAAUGACUGGGUAUAUAUACUAGUGAUAGAUGGGCAAGACAGUUCCAAAUAUUUGUCCAAAUGGUGAAUCAUGACCUAUAAUUUCUUGAUAUAAAGUGAGUCACAACCAUAGUCCUUUUGUUAUUUCCUACAACCUUAGGUUGAAGUAUAUCCUCUCAAAAAUUAAAAUUAGGUCACAUUAUCUGAAUGGAUACAAAGAGUAGUGCAUGUCUGAAAAAGUAAAGAAAUAUACUGAUAGCUACAAAAAUCAAAAUAUUGAAUGGAACUCUAUCCAACUGCUCAACAUUAAAAGUACUUAUACAAAGUAUUCAAGCUGACUCCUUGCCAAUAUUAUAUACCUCACAUUUUAUAAGUUUUGCUUCCAAUCUAAUACAGCUGCAAAUUUGAGUAUGAUUUCAAAAUUAAUUUUAAAAGUCCUAAUUUGUGCCCAAUCAGACUAAUAUAUUAUCAAUACUGAUGGUUAGGUUUAAGCAUUGUCAAACAGGCUUAUUUUCCUGUUGCUCUUUAUAUGAGGAAAACUACAUAUACACUUGAGGUUGAUUGCCAGCUUUGCAUACACCAUUUAACACUCCAGAUUUUUAGAGUGCUCAGAAAUGUAGCAUAUAAUUUAAAAAAAAAUUGCCAGAAUACAAAUUUUAAAUGUUGAAAUUUGUGCUCCUUUCCCAAACAUUACAGUUUUUUUUUAACCAAAAUUAAAUGCAGUUCAAUUUAUUGAUAGUAGAUUGAACUGUGGAUGGAUUUCAUGGAAUUCUGAAGGAUACAUUUUUUAAAAAAAAUUGAAUCUUCAGACAUGCCUGUACGCAUUGGGACUUUCCUGUAUCUCUUCCCAAUCAAUGUUUCUUCUACCUUUUCCUAAAAUUUGAUAUUGUAAAUUGGUAUAUUCAAAUGGUAAAGAACUGCAGCAAGAGGGAGAAAGUAGUAGAAAUAAUGAAUAUAUAAUUUUGUAAAUGCUUUUGCUAUUCAACAGUUUUCUUUCCCAAUUAUUUUUAGCUUGAUAUGACAGUAUUUUGUGACAUUUCUGCACAUAACUGAUUAUUCUUCUGUAAGAGACAAAACAUUGAUAUUUCAAUUGUAAUUUGAUUUGGUACUUUGAGAUUCCCCCCCCCCUUAAGUUUGUUUGUAUUCUUUUGUUGAUUUCUUAAUUAUCAAAUUGCUUUUGUACAGGAAUUUUCUAAAUUAUUUGGUGGAAAAGGCAUACAUAGCUUCAUCUAUUAAAAUGAAUAUCAAGACUUUCUUCUGAAAGAAGAAUAAAUACAUGAGCUAGAAACAUAAGACAUGGGAAAAUGGCAAAUGAAUGAAAGUUUAAUGUUGAACAAAGCCUUGUGGAAAAUGGGUUGUAACCAGCGACUGAAAUCCUGUAUUACCUGCACAAAUGGAUUAAAUUAUGUGGGAACAAGAAAGAAAAAUAUAAUCCAUACUGAUACUUAAGUAUUCAUGGAACAUUGGAUUGCCACAUAUAAUACUUGUGCAAAUUUUAUUUUUAAAAUAUUGGUUAAUUGCAACCAAUGUUUUAAUGAAAUUAGGUUGUAACUCCUUUGGUAUCUAUCAACAGCAAAUACAGCUGUUUCCUAAAUUUGAAAUAAAAUUGUUUGUUACAACAUUUUUCAUAAUUAUUUUUUUGUAAAAUCACAUUUGAGUAAAUUCACAAUGCCUUAAAGUACUGAAAUGUUUCUGAAGAAUUAUACCAUCCUUUGGUGGAGAAUCUUGAUGACUCUUACAUGGGAACAUUGCAGCAACAAUUGCUUUCCAGUUUGAAUACCUUGUUUUAAUCUUAUCUUAGUGUAAGAAUAUAUAUGGCAUUUGAAUAUGUUAAAUAUUUUAUGAAAAUAUUUUCCAUGUCUGUGAUUUAUGAUAAAAAUGCCUCUUGACUAAAUAUGGGUCAAACACUCAGUUGGGUUUUAGAAAAGCUAGUUACGGCUGAUAAGAAAUAUUUUUGUGCUAAGUAUUGAGAAAUAAUUUUAUACAAUAUAUUCAUAAGGAUGAACAAUCUUGUUCUGUGAAUCUUUUCAAUUCUGUGUUAACAUUCUACAGAAUCAUGUCAUUCUCCAGUUGAUAUUUUUCUACUUUUUAAAUAUUCUACCACACUGAUAAGAUAUUGGUAUAAAUUAUUUGUUUAAAUAGAUAGAUUGAAAGUAUCUUUUAAAAUGAGAUGAAAUAAGAGAAUUUUGAAAUCAGAAGAAAUAAUCCUGUAUAUUGAUCAUUCUAUUAAGAAUAGUGUUAAGCUAUUUAAUUGAGACAAAUUUCAGAACCCCCCACCCCACCCCCGCCCCUGAAAUUACCAAAUAACUUUAAAUGGAGAAAGAUAGACUCCCAAUCUACCUCAUACGGUUGUGGCUAUAAAAUAAAAGGAGACCCCUCUCUUCUCCCAUUACAUUGCUUUGAAGGGAGGCUCCGUCUCUCCCUGUUACAUUGCUUUGAAUUCCUUAAAAAAAAGCCAGAUACACACAUAAUCAUCUGUUGAUUAUGGGCCCUCAAGUCAGUGUCAGCUCUUAGUCAUCAUGUAAAUAGAUUUUCUUGGGUGCAUGCAUUAAAUACAAUCAAUAAAGCGGUAUCACUUAGAUAUGACAAACAUCACCAAUCAAAAGAUUAUAGCUAAAGUUGGAUUUUGAAGAAGCAUUAUAAAAGCAUUUAAGCUUUUCAAUUUUGAUGUUGGAGAAGACUCCUGAGAAAACCAUGGACAGUAAGAAAAAAAAAACAAAUGGAUCAUCAAACAAAGCAACUCUUCUUACUCCAGGUACAGCUGAGCUAGCUGAAAAUUAUCCUUUGGACACAUAAUGUAGUUUUUUAGAGAAAGUUCUAGUGCUGGGAAAGAGAAGAAGAGGAUAACUAGCAGCAAGGUGGGUAAACAAAGUUACAGUGGCAUUGAGUGCACCAUUGAAAGAUCUGAAAGACCAGGUUAGGGACAGAUCAUCAUGGAGAAGGUCUGUAUGUCACUAAGAGUUGGCAUCAACUUGAUGGUACAUAAUCAGUAGCUAUUGGUGUAGAUAUCUGCUGAAAGGGAAUUUAACAGGAAUAUGUUGCCAAUUUUUUUUUAUUCAAGAUGAUAUUGGAUAGAUAAAUCUAGUAGAAUAGUAACUUUUAAAUAAAACACAUUGCACAAUGUAAUAUAUUGUCUAUUUCUACUAUCUGAGAUAGUCUAGAUUCCUUUGUGUAUUUGUGAGAAAAGUGAUUAAGAUGAAUUUAACAGGUUAAUUUAAGCAUUUUUAUUUCUUCAUAUUGUUUCAAGUAAAUUUAUAGGAUAUUAAGUUCUAUGGCAGGAUCAUCUCAAGAUUUUCACUGUAAAGUAAAAUUACUUGUUGAGAAAGGUGAUAUGAUUUUCCACAUAUUUAUGUACAUCUUGAACAUUUAUCUUUGGUCACUGGUUUGAAUAAGAUAAAUCAGAACUGAGCUUUUUUGGGAGAUUAGUCUGAAAGCUAUUAUUUCACCCCAAUGCAGUUCUGGCCAACAUUUUGGAAAUAUGUUUGUGUAGUAAUAUUAUUUCAGUACCCGUACUUAUGCCAUAAAAUGCAUAAGAAAUAUAUUGUAUCACAAAUACACAUUUGACUCAUUUUCUGCAUAAAAAGCUCAUGUGGGACAACCCAGUAUAGAGGGUUAAUCUUGAAGAAGGUAUGUGGCAAUAGUUAAGAUAAAAUAGGCAAUUCAGUUCUGGAAAAGUAAAAGGUUAAAAGUAAAAGUAAAAGAAAGAAUCUCAAAAUCACCCUGCUUUGAUGUUCAUUGUUGUAGGGUAUAACAACAAUAAAAUAGCAUUCCUAUAAUAUUUUAUUGUCUCUUUGCUCACUUGGAGUAUCACAAAAGGUGAACAUCCAAGCUGUAGUAAGCCAUUAUUUUUUAGUAGGUCCAUUAUCACAUUAUCAUCACUUUGGAACAACUUAGUUCUACAAAACAGAUGGUAGAAUUUUAAGCCACAUUUACACAAGACUACUUCUUCACUGUUUAACUCAGCUUUAGCUCUUGUUAUUUGAGUUCUUUGAACAUUAUUCUAUUGCUGUUUCUGAAGUUUUUCAAAGCUAAUACAGAUUUUGCAGCAUUAAUUAACAACGCUAAACCCACAAUCACUGCUGAUUAAAAAAAAUUGAAGGAAACUUAUUAAAUUAAUAUUAGCUGUUCCUGUUAGACUUGAUCUCAGCCAAAAGGCUAAGAAACUGUUUUUACAUUCUUUGAUUUCAGGAGUAUGUUUGUCUAAACCAAUAAGUUGCUUUAAAGAAUGUGAAAUUUAUUUUUAUCUUAAAAUGGGAUUUUUAUAAUAGAAAAGUUUAUUUCCUGUUUAUUUGACACAGAAUGUUUAAUGAGUUGAUUGUAAUCAACUUUUUUUUUUUUUUUGAGAUGCACUUGCAAUGUUUGAGCACUAAUUUGCAUGGUUCGGACUUGUCUGUAUAUUGUGGGCUGAAAUACGCAUAACUGUUAACAAGAUUUGAAGCCAAUUGUUAUAGAUAAGGAUACAUAUGUUUUGUCUUACUACACCUUUAAUAUUUAUAGCGCAUCAAGAAUUGCAGACUUUUUUCACAUGGGGGAUGCAGAAGUAUUUCCUUUACAACAAAGGAAAACUACUACUAUUUUACAAUAGACUACUGAUGUAUGUGGUCUUUACAUUCGAAUUACAGAGUACAUGUUUGUUCCUAAUAAGUGAGCAUCACAAAGGGCUUUCUUGCUUUCUCUUUUUUUAAAGCAAUCUAGUCAAAUGCCUUGGAGAUGCUUAUCUAUGUGAUAAUUUUCCAUUUUCCCCUUUUUUCUGUAUUCUUAAAAAAACACUGUUAUUUUAUUAUGUCAUGUAUGCAAUUUUUUCUUGCUAAUGGGUUUGAUGUGAUAAAAAUAAACUAUAAAAAAGAAUUAAGUGGGCUGUCUUUUCACUAUUUAUUAAACAGCUAGUCUAGAUGAUAGUACCUAACUGUCCUUGGCUAAUACUGAAAAUCAAAGCAGAAUUGAAUCGGUUAUACUUAGAUGGGAGACACCAGGAAACCUUGAUCUGUAAGGUAGACUGAAAAGGACAUUUGACAUUACUAUAGUAUGAUCUUAUUUUUUUAUUCAUAUUAGCACUCUGUGUGUACAAUAUAAUAUCUAAAAAAUACAUCACAGAUUAGCAUAGACUGAGCAAACAAUCUACUUAAAAAACAGAAAUUGCUUUAAAUUAGAUGAUUAUUUCAACUGCAAUUUUAAAUCUUAGUGUGUAUAAAGGCUAUUUCCGUCUGCAGAAAUCUUUGUAUUCGGUGGAUUAUUUCUGGUGGUUGAAUGUAGUGGAGAUUUUGUUGAUUUUCCCUUUCCUAUGCAUUGCACUGUCUUACUCCGCAGCUUUGGAAAAUUUAUGGACUAUACAGCAGUAGUGGAGGUGGAUGAUGAGAAUUGUAAUAAAUGUGGGAGAAGUUGAAUGAUUUUUCCAUUUUUGACAUUAAAAGCACUACAGACAACUCUAUUCAGACUGUUUCUGCUGGUGGAAUCAAAUCCUAGAAAUAGAUGUAGCUACUGAAAUCAGGUAUUCCUAUUCUAAUGUUUCUGUGAAGUACAGCUCAGCUCCUGGUGGUUUCAUGGACACAAUCUAUAUAGUUUUAAAACAGCAGCAUAGAAAUGAUUUGCCAUUGGCACUUUCUGGAGACACCUAUUUUUAUUUCACAGUCUAGCCUACAAUCCUGUCAUUUCCUAAAGUUCUCUCAUCCAAAUACAGUCCAGAACCAAAAUUAGCCAAGGACAGUUUUAAAAUAUUAAGCGGUUAUCUAUGUCAACUUUUUCAUUUUCAAUCUAGGAUCUCAAAAAUCUAUAUUGUACUGUUUUGAGAUAAUUCCAGUAAAAGUGAGCCAUUAAAAAACCAAGCACCUCCUCAUGAAUGAGCCAGUUUAUAAACUUUUAUAUAGUCCUUGUUCAUUCAAUUGAGACUAAAUGAAGAAAGCAUUCAAACAAUGUUGCUUUUUUGGGUAAUGAAUGUUGGGGGUAAACUUGGCUCUUGGCUCAUUACUUGCCGCAAUGUAUGUAAUACUCAUUUUACAUAAUCAGUGGCAAAUAUUCAGACACAAAGUAGGCGAUAUAUUGAAAUCAAUAACAAUAAAAAUGGGAGAUAAAAUAUUUCUUCUGUUUAUAUUUUUAUGAUAUUUAUGAAGUAACUCUAUUGCUGUGUGUUAUACCAGGAAGAAAAACUAUAUAUUAAUCUACAGUAUAUUUUUGCAUGACAGGCAGCACUUUACCAAUAAUAAUGGGAAGGGUAAAAGGUAGUUGUAGUAGCACUUAUAAGCCUUUCUACUCUGCAAGUGUUACAGAAAUUACAUAACCGUCAUUAUAUAAUACCAGUGUAGUAAACACUGUUCCAUGAGAAUUCAAUGACGUAUUCUAGAAGAAACUAGAUUCUUCAAUCUUUACUAACAUUGGUUAUUGGUAAGGCACCAGACAUAAUGGAUGUAUAUAACUUUUUAUACCUGCUGUGUACAGAAGCAAUUGUAUAUAAGAUACUUGUGCAAAAAAGACUCCUGUUGUUGCAAAGCCAUAUCAAUUGUGUUAUUUUUUUGCUAAGCAAUAGAAGAUACUUCAUGCUGUUAUCUUGUGUGUUCUGUAAGUUGGUUCUUAGCUGAAGUUUAUAUAAUA
Molecule: messenger RNA, 10080 nt
Organism: Notechis scutatus (mainland tiger snake)
Lineage: Eukaryota; Metazoa; Chordata; Lepidosauria; Squamata; Elapidae
Gene: TMEM161B
Product: transmembrane protein 161B
Source: RefSeq, a predicted model, not a curated record